Molecule: messenger RNA, 2505 nt
Organism: Mercurialis annua (annual mercury)
Lineage: Eukaryota; Viridiplantae; Streptophyta; Magnoliopsida; Malpighiales; Euphorbiaceae
Exons: 3
Coding region: 1-2505 (834 amino acids)
Biological process (GO): DNA integration
Molecular function (GO): nucleic acid binding; RNA-DNA hybrid ribonuclease activity
Source: RefSeq, a predicted model, not a curated record
AUGCCGUUUGGUUUACGUAAUGCUGGUGCAACAUAUCAGAGGGCUAUGAAUGCCAUCUUCCACGACCUCUUAGGUAAAACUAUGGAGGUUUAUAUUGAUGAUGUUAUUGUAAAAUCAAAACUAAUAAAAGAUCAUUUGAAAAAUCUAGAGGAAGCAUUUAGGAGGAUGAGAGUUCACUGUUUAAAACUCAAUCCUCUGAAAUGCGCCUUUGGUGUAAAAGCUGGAAAUUUUUUGGGGUUUUUGGUCCAUGAAAGAGGAAAAACAAAAGUGUUCUCAGAGCUGUUGAAAUUAAAAAAAGAGGAUGUCUUCAGAUGGGAAACCAUCCAUCAAGAGGCUUUUGAUGAAAUUAAAGAUUAUCUAAUGAAGCCUCCUGUAUUGAUGCCUCCCAAAAAGGGUAUACCUCUGAGGUUAUACAUUUCAGCAGCUGAAGGUUCAAUUGGGUGUCUGCUAGCCCAGAGCAACCAAGAUGGACAUGAACAGGCUAUAUAUUAUUUGAGCCGUUCGAUGACAUCUACAGAGGUUAGAUACACUCCUAUCAUGAAAUUGUGUUUGGCUUUGUUUUUUGCCUGCACUAAGUUAAGACACUAUCUGCUUAGUAAUAGAGUCUAUGUGGUGUCUCAAACCGAUCUGAUGAAAUAUAUGCUAAACAAACCUGUGUUAUCUGGCAAUAUUGGAAAGUGGUUAUUAAGUUUGGCAGACUUUCAUUUGAUUUAUCAUCCCCAGAAGUCGGUCAUAGGUCAGGCUCUAGCAGAUUUCCUAGCCGACCAUCCAUGCAUAAACCUAGGAGAUGAAAGUAAAUUUUACUUGCCGGUUUUUAUGAAUGAACAUAGACCUUGGAUGCUUAACUUUGAUGGGUCUAGUACAGAUAGGUCUGCUGGUGCUGGAAUCAUAAUAGUGUCACCUUCUGGAGCUAAGACCUCCUUGUCUUUUAAUCUUGACUUUGAAUGUACAAAUAAUCAAUCCGAGUAUGAGGCUUUGAUUAUUGGAUUAGAAAUCCUCCUAGAUCUAGGUGCUAAAAAGUUAAUAGAGAGUUUUGAAGAGGUUGAAUUGGUACAUGUUCCAAGAGAGGAAAAUUGGGAGGCCGAUGAAUUAUCACAGCUAGCAUCUGGCCUACGUCUGUCGGAGGAGUUAACCCACCGACUAGUAAUGGUACAAAGAAAAACUCACCCUUCAAUUUUUAAAAGAGGAGUACAGUUAGAUAUUUUCAAUAUUGAUGAUAACUUAGUACAGGAUUGGAGGAGAGACAUUAAAAAGUACUUGGAGAAUCCUAACAAGAAGAUGAUGUAUAAAGUAAGAGUGAGAGCUGUUAACUACGUGCUCAUAGAAGAUGUUUUAUACAGAAGAGGAUUCGACAACCUAUUGCUAAGAUGCCUUGGAAUGACAGAGGCACUAGAGGUCAUGAAACAAACUCAUGAAGGAGUUUGUGGAGCACAUCAAUCUGGAGUGAAAAUGAGAUGGCUAAUACGAAGGCAUGGUUACUUCUGGCCAUCUAUCCUUAAAGAUUGCAUGACUUUUGCAAAGGGUUGUCAAUCGUGCCAAAGGUAUGGAAACAUACAAAGACUUCCAGCUGCUGAGUUGAAGUCUGUCAUCAAACCAUGGCCAUUCAGAGGUUGGGCCAUAGAUUUGAUAGGUAAAAUAUAUCCUCCAUCUUCUAAAAAUCACAGUUUCAUAAUUGUAGCUACUGAUUAUUUUACCAAAUGGGUAGUCGCUAAGCCAUUGGUAAAAGCAGAGCAAAAAGAUGUGAUUAAAUUUAUUAAAGAGGAAAUCAUCCAUCAAUUUGGAAUUCCACAAUCAGUAACUACUGACCAGGGCACAAUGUUCACUGGUAAGGAGAUGCAAGAAUUUGCCACUGAUUAUGGAAAAAAAUUAUUGACCUCUACACCUUAUUAUGCUCAAGCCAAUGGCCAAGCUGAAUCUUCUAAUAAAAUUAUCAUCAACAUAGUUCAAAAGAUGUUGGAAGAAAAUCCAAGGGAUUGGCAUCGAAUUUUAUCAGAAGCACUCUGGGCAUAUCGCACCUCUAGGCGAAAUGCUACUGGAGUAAGUCCAUUUAUGCUAACCUAUGGUCAUGAUGCAGUGUUACCCAUGGAGGUGGUGGUGAGAUCGUUGAGAGUAGCCAAGCAGAAUCAUCUGACUCCAGAAGAUUACAAUGAAACCAUGAUGAUGGAGUUAGAAAAUUUAGAAGAAGGGAGACUUCAGGCUUUAAACAAUAUGAUUAUACAGAAGAAGAAAGUCUCCAGAAGCUACAACAAGAAAGUUAGAUCUAAGACAUUUCAAGAGGAUGAGCUAGUAUGGAAGCUGAUCUUACCCCCUGGUACUAAAGACAGAGAAUAUGGGAAAUGGUCUACUAAUUGGGAAGGGCCAUUCUUAGUCCACAAGGUGAUGAAGGGGAAUGCAUACUGGCUGUCAAGUCUAGAGGGUGAGCCUCAUAAAAAAUUUAUUAAUGGAAAGUACUUGAAGAAAUAUACUCCCACCAUCUGGGAGAAAUACAACUUAGAAAUGACUUAA